GGAUCAGUAGCGCACCGCCCGUCCGUUUGGCACUUGCAUAUAUUGACGACGGACUCUAUCUGUGGCGACUGGCGAUUGAUUGAUUGUUCGCUUGCUGGACAGACAGACAGCCGGCGACACCGAUCUUUGCAUUAUCGAUCGCACUUCCACCUGUGAGCUUCUGGGUUCCCCGCAUAUGUCGGCAGAAGCUCCGCCCUUUCCGUCGUCUCCGACUGGAAAAUCCAUCGGCCAAUCCCCCCUAUUCUACUCGAAUAUUCAUUCUCAUGCUUCUCUAUCCUUCAGAUUUUCAAAGCCCCGGUGUUUCGCCAGAAAUGGAAUCCGAUGCAGCUUCGAGAAUUCGCAGAGAUGGACGGUUGACUGCGUCUCAGGAACGGAUCCGAUUCACAUAAUCCUCAAGCCGUCUCCUUCUUCUUUAACAAUGGCGACUUCAUCUUCCCUGAAGAACAACGCUAAGAGGGUUUGUCUAUUCUAUUGCAACGAAAUGAAGGCCCUCGCCGAGCGAAUCGCCGCCGAGUCUGAUGCGAUUGAGCUCCGUAGCAUCUCCUGGAGGAAAUUUGAGGAUGGAUUUCCCAACUUGUUCAUAUCAAAUGCUCAUGGCAUUCGGGGACGGCAUGUGGCAUUUCUUGGGUCAUUUAGUUCGCCAGGAGUGAUAUUUGAACAACUGUCUGUCAUCUAUGCACUGCCCAAGUUAUUUGUUUCCUCAUUCACACUUGUGCUCCCAUUUUUCCCCACCGGAACAUUCGAGCGCAUGGAGGACGAGGGAGAUGUUGCAACCGCUUUUACCCUUGCCAGAAUCUUGUCCAACGUACCUAUUUCAAGCGGAGGACCAACUAGCUUGGUCAUUUUUGAUAUUCAUGCCUUGCAGGAGAGAUUCUACUUUGGUGACAAUGUCUUACCAUGCUUCCAGAGUGGGAUACCCUUGCUUAAGAAUAGGCUUCAACAGCUCCCUGAUUCUGACAAUAUAUCCAUUGCUUUCCCAGACGACGGUGCAUGGAAGAGAUUUCAUAAGCAGCUGCAACAUUUUCCAUCAAUUGUUUGUGCAAAAGUCAGAGAAGGUGAUCAAAGAAUCGUGCGUCUCAAAGAGGGGGAUCCUAAAGGACGUCACGUUGUGAUAGUCGAUGAUUUAGUGCAAUCUGGUGGCACUCUUAUCGAAUGCCAGAAAGUCUUGGCAAAACAUGGGGCGGCAAAAGUCAGCGCCUAUGCGACUCAUGGGAUUUUUCCAAACAGGUCCUUCGAACGUUUCAAACCCAAUAAUGAAGGUUCUCCAGAGAAUGGAUUUACUUAUUUCUGGAUAACAGAUUCAUGCCCACAAACUGUAAAGGAGGUGAAAACCAGGCCACCAUUUGAAGUUCUUAGUCUUGCUACAUCCAUAGCUGCUACUCUUCAGAUUUGACAUUUCCUAAUGAGCGGAUCAGCUGCAAACAAAGCAUGCAAAAUCAAACGCCUCCCUCAAGCUAUAAGGGAGUAUUCUUAAAAUUCAUUUGUUAAUUUUAUUUAUUUAUUAUGAGCUGUUGUUAACACAGGCUCCCGAGACAGAAUUUUGCAUUAACAACUUGUCCGAAUUGGAAUUGGGUUAACCUUCUUCCCCAAUGCACUUGAUAAUAAUAAUAAUUAUUAUUAUCAUUGUCUCU
Messenger RNA from Impatiens glandulifera, 1631 nucleotides. Its product is annotated as ribose-phosphate pyrophosphokinase 4-like. Gene Ontology annotation, cellular component: cytoplasm; ribose phosphate diphosphokinase complex. NCBI's taxonomy places the organism in Eukaryota, Viridiplantae, Streptophyta, Magnoliopsida, Ericales, Balsaminaceae. Gene Ontology annotation, molecular function: ribose phosphate diphosphokinase activity; magnesium ion binding. The transcript is spliced from 7 exons. The record is from RefSeq and is a predicted model, not a curated record. Gene Ontology annotation, biological process: 5-phosphoribose 1-diphosphate biosynthetic process; purine nucleotide biosynthetic process. The coding region runs from base 176 to 1393 and encodes 405 amino acids.